AUGAAGCUCCAUGAUAUUACUAGCUGUGGCGAUGGCCGGUAUUUGGGUUUUACGCCUCAUGGGAGCUCUCAUCAACUGUACUGGAAAUUCAAAAAGUGUCCAGGGUUUAAAGCCUGGCAUGCCAACCAAUGGAGAUCAGAACCGGAGAACACCGGAGCCGGGGAAAUCAUGUCAGUCACGGUAUGGCCUAGAAGGGGGAAUUCCACGUUUUUCAACGUGCCGGAGCUUCUAAGCCCAAGUGUCUUUGACAAAGGACGGCUUUGUCUUGGGUAUGAGAAGAUAGGAUUUGGGCCGUGGUGGCUCGUCGUCCGCCAAAUCUCAGACUGGGAUUUGGUAGCACAACAUUCGAUAUUGGCCACUAUAGACCAGGCAUACGUUCUUGGCCUUGACAGUGACCUGGUUGUUCAAUAUUCAACAGAAAGUUUCAAAAUUCGAAUAUGGAAUCCCCGCUUGAAUAAGUUCUGGGAAGUGCAACAUUCAAAUGCCACCCUUUUCAACAGGCCACACAUCCUUAAUGGCCAGAAUGGUUUUAUUACUACCUCAAAACAGGAUAAAUCCGGGGAUGUCCACGUCUUGAGUUGGAGGUCUAUCAAUUGGCGAGAUACUGAAAAGCCCUCGUAUAUCGAGCACCGGGAUUUCACUUUACCUUCCUCAUAUUUUUUCCCCGAAAUUCCCAGUAACGGCGAAAUUUCCAGGGGUUUAUCUCCAGGUUUAUUUACGACCAUUGACGAAAUCGGCCAUAAUUGUAUCUCGUUCCUUCUACAAAGUGACCCUCCCCUCGCAGUGACAUAUAUUGGCGAACCAAUGGAGUUCGGAAACCUUGAAAUAGUUGUUGGGGAGUUUUCUGACAACACUCACGUCAUUCGCAACAGUGGCCGUUGUGACGAUAGUGUUGUUAAGAUGAUGAAGGAUGGGAAACAAAUAUGGCGACUCGAUGAGGGCAGAGAUUGCCUAGGCGCUUUCGUUUAUCUGGACGCCUAUCUUGUUAUUGUGGACCGCGAUCAUCGAGGAAGACUACAUUCCCGAGUCGCCUUCCGAAAUAUUAACGGUGAAUUGGUUUAUGACUUCGAGUUGCCCUGGAAUUACACCCGCCGCGAGAUACGUAUCCUCAGGGAAGAUGGUAGAAUCGUUAUUUUCGCAGAUGACUUGUUGGAGGCUACCGUAUGGACAUUUUUCAAGAACACUGCCUCGUCAACCGAAAGAGCAGGCAAAGGAGAGAAACGCUAUGACUUGAGGCCCCACAAGAAACGCAGAUUAGUAUUUUGA
Penicillium samsonianum is the source of this 1266-nucleotide messenger RNA. RefSeq lists its product as uncharacterized. The coding region runs from base 1 to 1266 and encodes 421 amino acids. The record is from RefSeq and is a predicted model, not a curated record. The transcript has a single exon. NCBI's taxonomy places the organism in Eukaryota, Fungi, Ascomycota, Eurotiomycetes, Eurotiales, Aspergillaceae.